UCCUGCUUCAUUUUCUUCAUCAAGGAUGUCAGAAGCUCAAAGGAGAUUGAUUUCAACUGUUAGUAUUCCUCGUACUAAUGGGUACGUAAAUGGGGGACUAUCAAUCAGGUCCCCUGCUGCGGCACCUGCAGUUGAGGAGUUCUGCUAUGCCCUUGGUGGGAAGAAGCCAAUCCAUAGCAUUUUAAUAGCAAACAAUGGAAUGGCAGCAGUCAAGUUUAUACGUAGUGUGAGGACAUGGGCUUAUGAAACAUUUGGCACAGAAAAGGCUGUUUUGUUGGUGGCCAUGGCCACACCAGAAGACAUGAGAAUCAAUGCAGAACACAUUAGAAUUGCUGAUCAGUUUGUGGAAGUUCCUGGUGGAACUAACAAUAAUAACUAUGCCAAUGUGCAGCUCAUUGUAGAGAUGGCAGAGAUAACACAUGUUGAUGCAGUGUGGCCUGGUUGGGGCCAUGCAUCUGAGAUCCCUGAGCUUCCAGAUGCAUUGACUGCUAAGGGCAUAAUAUUUCUUGGGCCACCAGCUGUCUCUAUGGCAGCAUUAGGAGAUAAAAUCGGUUCAUCAUUAAUUGCUCAAUCUGCUGAAGUACCUACCCUUCCAUGGAGCGGAUCACAUGUGAAAAUUCCUUCAGAGAGCUGCCUGGUUACAAUCCCAGAUGAAAUAUAUAGGGAAGCAUGCGUUUACACAACAGAGGAAGCAAUUGCAAGUUGUCAGGUUGUUGGUUACCCGGCCAUGAUUAAGGCAUCAUGGGGUGGUGGUGGUAAAGGCAUAAGAAAGGUCCAUAAUGAUGAUGAAGUUAGGGCAUUGUUCAAGCAAGUCCAGGGUGAAGUUCCUGGAUCUCCCAUAUUCAUAAUGAAAGUCGCGUCCCAGAGCCGACAUUUAGAAGUCCAGUUACUAUGUGAUCAGCAUGGAAAUGUUGCAGCUUUGCACAGUCGUGAUUGCAGUGUUCAAAGGCGGCACCAGAAGAUUAUUGAGGAGGGUCCAAUAACUGUAGCUCCACCAGAGACAAUUAAAAAGUUGGAGCAGUCAGCUCGAAGGUUGGCUAAAUGUGUUAAUUAUGUUGGAGCAGCAACUGUUGAGUAUUUGUACAGUAUGGACACUGGCGAGUACUAUUUCUUAGAGUUGAACCCUCGGUUGCAGGUGGAGCACCCAGUCACUGAGUGGAUAGCAGAAAUAAAUCUGCCAGCAGCCCAAGUUGCAGUUGGGAUGGGCAUUCCUCUCUGGCAAAUUCCUGAGAUAAGGCGGUUCUAUGGAAUGGAACAUGGUAGUGGAUAUGAUGCGUGGAGAAAGACGUCGGUUGUUGCCACCCCGUUUGACUUUGACAAGGCAGAAUCUACAAGGCCAAAGGGCCAUUGUGUUGCUGUGCGUGUAACAAGUGAGGAUCCAGAUGAUGGCUUUAAACCUACUAGUGGGAAAGUUCAGGAGCUGAGUUUCAAAAGCAAGCCAAAUGUUUGGGCAUACUUUUCUGUUAAGUCUGGAGGGGGGAUUCAUGAGUUCUCAGAUUCUCAGUUUGGACAUGUUUUUGCAUUUGGAGAGUCUCGAGCUCUAGCUAUUGCAAAUAUGGUUCUUGGGCUGAAGGAAAUUCAAAUUCGAGGAGAAAUUCGAACAAAUGUGGAUUAUUCAAUUGAUCUUUUACAUGCUUCAGAUUACAGAGAAAAUAAAAUCCACACAGGUUGGUUGGAUAGUAGAAUUGCUAUGCGAGUUAGAACUGAAAGGCCUCCUUGGUAUCUGUCUGUAAUUGGAGGGACUCUUUCUAAAGCAUCUGCUAGUAGUGCGGCGAUGGUUUCAGAUUAUAUUGGCUAUCUUGAGAAGGGGCAAAUCCCACCUAAGCAUAUAUCAUUUGUCCAUUCACAAGUGUCUUUGAACAUCGAGGGGAGCAAAUACACGAUUGAUAUGGUGAGAGGAGGCCCUGGGAACUAUAGAUUGCGGAUGAAUGACUCAGAGGUUGAAGCAGAGAUACAUACUUUACGCGAUGGAGGAUUACUGAUGCAGUUGGAUGGAAACAGUCACAUUAUAUAUGCAGAGGAAGAAGCAGCUGGAACUCGCCUUCUUAUUGAUGGACGGACAUGCUUGCUUCAGAACGAUCAUGAUCCAUCCAAGUUAAUAGCAGAGACACCAUGCAAGCUGUUGAGGUUCUUGGUUGCUGAUGAUAGUCAUGUCGAUGCUGAUACACCAUAUGCGGAGGUUGAGGUUAUGAAGAUGUGUAUGCCUCUACUUUCACCUGCUUCAGGAGUUAUCCACUUUCAAUUGUCUGAAGGCCAGGCAAUGCAGGCUGGUGAACUUAUUGCAAGGCUUGAUUUAGAUGACCCUUCGGCUGUAAGAAAGGCAGAACCUUUCCAUGGAAGCUUCCCUGUCCUGGGGCCUCCAACUGCAAUUUCUGGUAAAGUUCAUCAGAGAUGUGCUGCAAGCUUAAACGCAGCCCGAAUGAUUCUUGCUGGUUAUGAGCAUAACAUUGAUGAAGUAGUGCAAAACUUGCUCAAUUGCCUAGAUAGUCCCGAACUCCCUUUCCUUCAAUGGCAAGAAUGCUUGGCUGUUUUAGCAACCCGCCUACCCAAGAAUCUGAAAAAUGAACUGGAAUCAAAAUGUAAGGAUUUUGAGCUGAUUUCUAGCUCUCAGAAUGUUGAUUUCCCUGCCAAAUUGUUGCGUAGCGUUCUCGAGGCUCAUCUGUUCUCCUCUCCUGAUAAAGAAAAAGGAGCCCAAGAAAGGCUUGUUGAACCUUUAAUGAGCCUUGUGAAGUCUUAUGAAGGUGGAAGAGAAAGUCAUGCCCGAGUUAUUGUUCAAUCCCUUUUUGAAGAGUAUCUGUCAGUUGAAGAAUUAUUCAGUGACAACAUUCAGGCUGAUGUAAUUGAGCGCCUUCGACUUCAAUAUAAGAAGGAUCUAUUGAAGGUUGUGGAAAUUGUGCUCUCUCAUCAGGGUGUAAAGAAUAAAAAUAAGCUGAUUCUACGACUCAUGGAACAGCUGGUAUACCCCAACCCUGCAGCAUACAGGGAGAAGCUAAUUCGGUUUUCUUCACUUAACCAUACAAAUUAUUCUCAGUUGGCACUAAAAGCGAGUCAGCUGAUGGAGCAAACCAAGUUGAGUGAACUUCGUUCUAGCAUUGCCAGAAGUCUUUCUGAGUUGGAGAUGUUUACUGAGGAUGGUGAAACCAUGGAUACUCCGAAGAGGAAAAGUGCCAUAAAUGAACGAAUGGAGGAUCUUGUGAGUGCACCUUUGGCAGUCGAAGAUGCCCUUGUUGGUCUGUUUGAUCAUGGUGAUCACACCCUUCAGAGGCGGGUUGUCGAAAGUUAUGUACGCCGGUUAUACCAGCCCUACCUUGUAAAGGGGAGUGUCAGGAUGCAGUGGCACAGAUCAGGUCUAAUAGCUUCAUGGGAGUUCUCGGAAGAACCUGUUGAGAGGAAACAUGAGAUUGAAGAUCAAUCAGUUAAUAAAACAUUCCUUCAGAAACACGAGGAGAGGAAAUGGGGAGUCAUGGUUAUAAUAAAAUCUCUUCACUUUCUUCCAGCAAUUAUUAGUGGUGCACUGAAGGAAAUGUCGCAUAACCUUCAUGAAGCAACUCCAAAUGGAUCUACUGAACCAAGUGGCUUUGGUAAUAUGAUGCAUAUUGCUUUGGUUGGCAUCAACAAUCAGAUGAGUCUGCUACAGGAUAGUGGCGACGAGGAUCAGGCUCAAGAGAGAAUUAAGAAGUUAGCCAAAAUACUUAAAGAGCAAGGACUAGCCUCCAGUCUACAUGGUGCAGGUGUCACAGUAAUUAGUUGUAUCAUACAAAGGGAUGAAGGGCGGCCCCCUAUGAGGCACUCCUUCCACUGGUCAUCAGAGAAACUCUAUUUUGAAGAAGAACCCUUAUUGCGUCACCUAGAACCUCCUCUAUCUAUUUAUCUUGAAUUGGACAAGCUUAAGGGCUAUGAGAAUAUCCAGUAUACCCCAUCCCGUGACCGUCAAUGGCACCUGUACACCGUUGUAGACAAGCCGCUACCGAUCCAAAGGAUGUUCCUCAGAACACUUGUAAGGCAGCCCACAACAAAUGAAGGGUUCUCUGGAUUUCAACGGCUAGACAUCGCAACAGCUAGUAACCAAUUGGCUUUAUCAUUUACUUCGAGGAGCAUCUUGAGGUCCUUAUCAACAGCAAUGGAAGAGCUGGAAUUGAAUGCGCACAAUGCCACUGUCAAAUCUGACCACACCCAUAUGUAUCUUUAUAUCUUACGUGAGCAACAAAUUAAUGAUAUGCUGCCUUACCACAAGAGAGUUGAUUUAGAUGCUCAACAAGAAGAAACUGUGGUGGAGGCCAUCCUGGAAGAACUUGCACGUGAAAUCCACGCAUCAGUUGGUGUAAGGAUGCAUAGGUUGGGUGUUUGUGAGUGGGAAGUGAAGUUGUGGAUGGCAUCCUCUGGACAGGCAAACGUUGCUUGGAGGGUUGUCGUGACAAAUGUGACCGGUCAUACCUGCACUGUACAUAUAUAUCGGGAACAAGAAGAUACUAGCAAACAGAGAGUGGUUUACCAUUCAGUCUCUGUGAAGGGUCCCCUGCAUGGUGUACCAGUGAAUGAGCAAUAUCAGCCUUUGGGGAUUAUUGACCGAAAGCGUCUGUUGGCCAGGAGAACUAACACCACUUACUGCUAUGAUUUUCCACUGGCGUUUGAGACGGCCUUGGAACAGUCAUGGGCAUCCCAGUCACCAAGUGUUAACAAACUAAAGGGUAAAAUUCUCAAGGUCACAGAGCUCAAAUUCGCUGACCAAAAAGGCAGCUGGGGUACUCCUCUCAUUACCGUAGAGCGUCCACCUGGACUCAAUGAUGUUGGUAUGAUAGCAUGGUUUAUGGAAAUGUCUACCCCUGAGUUCCCUUCUGGAAGGAAGAUAUUGGUUGUUGCAAAUGAUGUGACCUACAAAGCUGGAUCUUUUGGUCCAAGAGAGGAUGCAUUCUUCUUUGCAGUAACUGAGCUUGCUUGUGCUGAGAAGUUGCCUCUAAUAUACUUGGCAGCAAACUCAGGUGCUCGUAUUGGGGUUGCUGAAGAAGUCAAAUCCUGUUUUAAAGUGGGCUGGUCUGAUGAAUCAAGCCCUGAACGUGGUUUCCAAUAUGUGUAUUUAACCUCUGAGGACUAUGCUCGGAUUGGAUCUUCUGUGAUAGCGCAUGAAAUAAAGCUAUCAAGUGGUGAAACCAGAUGGGUGAUAGAUACCAUUGUCGGAAAGGAGGAUGGCUUGGGGGUUGAGAGCUUGACUGGAAGUGGGGCAAUUGCUGGUGCAUAUUCGAGGGCAUAUAAGGAAACCUUUACCUUAACAUAUGUGACUGGCAGAACUGUAGGUAUAGGUGCUUAUCUUGCAAGGCUUGGGAUGCGGUGCAUACAGAGGCUUGAUCAGCCCAUCAUUUUAACUGGUUUCUCUGCAUUAAACAAACUACUUGGUCGGGAGGUGUACAGCUCCCAUAUGCAACUUGGAGGACCUAAAAUUAUGGGAACUAAUGGGGUUGUCCAUCUAACGGUAGCUGAUGAUCUUGAAGGAAUAUCUGCUAUUCUAAAGUGGCUGAGCUAUGUUCCUCCUCAUGUUGGUGGCCCACUCCCCAUUUCGAUGCCCUUGGAUCCUCCAGAAAGGCCCGUGGAGUAUUGCCCGGAGAAUUCAUGUGAUCCUCGAGCUGCGAUUUCUGGUGCUCUGAAUGGUAAUGGGAACUGGAUGGGGGGUAUAUUUGAUAAAGACAGCUUUGUUGAGACGCUAGAAGGCUGGGCAAGGACGGUGGUUACUGGAAGGGCGAAGCUUGGAGGAAUCCCUGUGGGAAUUGUUGCUGUUGAGACACAGACUGUGAUGCAAAUUAUCCCUGCUGAUCCAGGCCAGCUUGAUUCCCAUGAGAGGGUUGUUCCUCAGGCUGGACAAGUAUGGUUUCCUGAUUCUGCUACUAAGACUGCCCAAGCAUUAUUAGAUUUCAACAGAGAAGGACUCCCACUUUUCAUUCUUGCCAACUGGAGAGGCUUUUCUGGUGGGCAGAGAGACCUUUUUGAAGGGAUUCUUCAGGCUGGAUCAACCAUUGUGGAGAACCUUAGGACUUACAAACAGCCUGUUUUUGUAUUCAUCCCGAUGAUGGGGGAGCUACGUGGUGGAGCAUGGGUGGUUGUUGAUAGCCGGAUAAAUCCAGACCAUAUUGAAAUGUAUGCUGAUCGAACGGCUAGAGGAAAUGUGCUUGAGCCAGAGGGGAUGAUCGAGAUCAAGUUUAGGAACAAGGAAUUGCUGGAGUGCAUGGGCAGGCUUGAUCAACAGCUGAUCCAACUAAAGACUCAGCUUCAGGAAGCCAGGAGCUGUGAGGCAAAUGAAAAGGUUGAGUCCCUACAGUUUCAAAUACGAUCCCGCGAAAAACAGCUUUUGCCUGUCUACACUCAGAUAGCUACCAAGUUUGCAGAACUUCAUGAUACUUCUCUGAGGAUGGCUGCAAAAGGGGUAAUCAGAGGAGUUCUGGAAUGGGCCAGCUCUCGAUCUUUCUUCUACAAGAGAUUGCGUCGGAGAAUUGCCGAUGAGUCACUCAUCAAGAUAGUGAGAGAUGCUGCUGGUGAACAGCUGUCACAUAAAUCUGCUAUGGAUUUGAUCAAGAACUGGUUUUUGAGUUCUGAUGUUUCAAGAGGCAAAGAAGAUGCUUGGGAGGAUGAUGAAACUUUCUUUAGAUGGAAGGAUGAUCAAACAAAUUAUGAGGGCAAGCUAAAAGAACUUCGGGUCCAGAAGGUAUUGCUUCAAUUGGCAACCAUUGGCAACUCAGCUUCUGAUUUGCAAGCCCUACCCCAAGGUCUUGCCGCCCUUCUAAGCAAGGUUGAGCCAUCAAGCCGAUCAUUGUUGGUUGAGGAACUCCGGAAGGUGCUUGGGUGAUGGGAACGUUGGUUCUUCAUGUGCGACCACAGUCCCACGAAUUUGUUGUGCUUGUAUGUGCCUGAAUCAUAGUUUUAUCGACACGUAGGUGCAUUUCUUAUUUGAUCUUAGCAGAUAUAAGAACACAGUGACUGCUUUCAUAUCAGACACAUCAAUGAUUUAGUUGGCUGAUAGAGAAGCUUCAUUGUAUAUUGAGGCAGAGGGUGUUAGUGAGUAGACUUGUUCUACAUUGUAAAUUUUGUUAGUCACAACCACAAGUAAAAGUAUAAGGGGAAUAGAUAGCUUCAAUAGUAAAACAACCAGCAUUUGCAGGCUCUGUGUCAUUAUUUUCCUACAUGGCUCAUUGAUGCUUGAAAAUAAAGUUAUGAUAUAGUCUGUAAUAUCCUGUAAGAAUUGUUCAUUAUUCAGUUUAUAAUUACAUAUUCAUUUUGC
Molecule: messenger RNA, 7264 nt
Organism: Fragaria vesca subsp. vesca
Lineage: Eukaryota; Viridiplantae; Streptophyta; Magnoliopsida; Rosales; Rosaceae
Product: acetyl-CoA carboxylase 1-like
Exons: 32
Coding region: 26-6832 (2268 amino acids)
Biological process (GO): fatty acid biosynthetic process
Molecular function (GO): ATP binding; metal ion binding; acetyl-CoA carboxylase activity
Source: RefSeq, a predicted model, not a curated record